CCCUGCUGUUUCUGGUGCCCAACUUCCUAUGGCAGACGGCGUACCGGUCCUCAGGGAUGGACUUCGAGCGGGUGGUGGAGUUCGCGUCCCGCUUCGAGACCAUCAUCGACCAGAAUGAGUGGAAGUCCACUGUCGCCCGACUGGCCAGACAUAUUGACAGGUACCUGCAGCUUCAGAAAGAAUAUCGGCCUACGUGGCUCAACCGAAUCGCCGGGUGUCUCUCGGGUCGCAUCGUGUUCUCGAUCAGCCGCCAGUACGGAAACUUCCUCACCUACACUUACCCCACCAUCAAACUGUUCUACAUUUUCAACCUCAUGAUGCAAUUUUUCAUCCUCACUCGCUGGCUCGGACCGGGAUAUUCCUUUUAUGGAAUCGAAGUGUUGCAGUCGUUUUUGUCGAAUGGAUACGGAACCGAACAGUUCCCUUCGUCGCAGAUUUUCCCGCGAGUCACUUGGUGCGACGUUCCGCGACGCCUGGUCGAGCGGAAACUGGAGUACCAAAUGCACUGUGUUUUACCCAUCAAUCUUUUCAACGAGAUAGUUUUCCUGGUCGUUUGGUAUUGGUUAGUUCUCGUCUUCAUUCUCACGGUGUACAACUUCGUGCGAUGGGUUUCGGGGUGCAGUUUCACUGGAAAUGACUACAUUAAAAAGCACCUGCAGAUGGCCGAUAGAGCCAAGUUCUCGCGGACUGAAGAGAAAAAGCUGAUUCGAAAGUUCAUCAAAAC
Molecule: messenger RNA, 724 nt
Organism: Symsagittifera roscoffensis
Lineage: Eukaryota; Metazoa; Xenacoelomorpha; Acoela; Convolutidae
Product: innexin-10-like
Source: RefSeq, a predicted model, not a curated record